Prunus armeniaca (apricot) is the source of this 570-nucleotide messenger RNA. The record is from the annotation of a GenBank genome assembly. Lineage: Eukaryota; Viridiplantae; Streptophyta; Magnoliopsida; Rosales; Rosaceae.
AUGCACAAGUUUAGGAGUGCGAAGGGGAAAAAAGGUUUUAUAGCAUGGAAUAUUGACUUAUCUAAAUCUUAUGACAUAUUGAAUUGGCAGUUUAUUGAGUUUGUGCUCAAAGAGGUUGGGUUGCCUCAUUCGAUUGUCCAAUUAAUUAUGCAUUGUGUUUCCUUUGUUAAUAUCAGAAGAAAGAAGUGGAAGCCAAUCAAAUCGUGCCAGUCUGGUCUUAUGGUCUCACACUUAUGUUUUGCAGAUGAUUUGGUUCUUUUUGCUAAGGCUACCUCCCAACAAGCUAAGACUGUAAACUUUGAUAAAUCUGUCGUUCUUUGCUCUCCUAAUACUUGUAUGGAGGUGGCUAAGGAAAUCAGUUUCAUAUGUGGUUCUCCUCUUACUGAGAACUUGGGGAAGUAUUUGGGGAUGCCUAUGCUUCAUUCAAGGAUCACUCAGACUACCUAUGGUGGGCUGGUGGAUAAAGUUCAUAGUAGGUUGGCUUCUUGGAAAAGCAAGUUGUUGUCCUUGGCAGGGAGAUCUACUUCAAUCCAAGCCGUGGCCUCUACGAUUCCUAUCUACACUAUGUAG